AUGAUAACCUUAAAAUUUUAUUUUAUUUUUGUUAUUAUUUUAAUAUUAAUUAAAUUUGUCGAUAAGUCUGAUGGAGAAUUUCGCGAGAAGAAAUUUUUUGAGACAAAUAAAGGCAAGGAUGGUUAUAUUUGUGAAAAAUCAAGUGGAAUUGAGUAUUGUAGUUGUUUGGUAAAAGGAAAGAAAUCUAACAAUUUCCUUCUCCCUACUGCGUUACCGAGUUGUGAUGAACAUUUCCUUAAGAUUGCUUUGAUGCCAAUGUGCGGAAAUGUUUGGUUUGAUAAUAUUAAAAAUUGUGCUUUGUUCCUCAUUCUUCUCGAUGGAUGUGCCAUUUGCCCUAGUGCUGCUGCUAAAAUAACUGGUUUAAAAGUCACUCAUUUUGAGAAAGGAGGAAAUUGGUUAUCUCAUUGCGAUGACGAAUCUGAAUUUGAAGCUUUAAGUGUUAAAGAUUUGAAUAUUGGAGUAAAAUUAGGUGAAAAUAUAAAUUUGGGAAGUUCUUCAUUUUCUCUUCCUGUGAUUUUGACACAUCGAAUUUGCGGCCAAAUAUUCAGUAGUACAGUUCCUGACAAUACAUACACAAACAUUUAUCUUCAUAUAACGCACAAGUUAUUAGAAAUUAAAUUAUUAAAAAUAAAUUUCAAAUUUAGUUGUGGAGGGAAAGAAAGUGUUAAGAAAGUUUUGCUCCCUGAUAUUAAUUUGGAUGACAAAAAAUUUAAAGUAAAAUUUAAUUUAAAAAAUUAA
Meloidogyne enterolobii is the source of this 738-nucleotide messenger RNA. Lineage: Eukaryota; Metazoa; Nematoda; Chromadorea; Rhabditida; Meloidogynidae. The record is from the annotation of a GenBank genome assembly.